Molecule: messenger RNA, 521 nt
Organism: Cucurbita maxima (winter squash)
Lineage: Eukaryota; Viridiplantae; Streptophyta; Magnoliopsida; Cucurbitales; Cucurbitaceae
Product: S-protein homolog 1-like
Exons: 1
Coding region: 53-493 (146 amino acids)
Source: RefSeq, a predicted model, not a curated record
GUGACCUACACACUCAUCCGAAGCUUUCUUUACUUCUAAGCAACUUGUAAACAUGGGUGAUCUCAGAAUGUCAUUGCGUAACAUGAUCGUAGCGACUUUGGCUCUCGUUGCCUUUUCAACCGUGGCUAUGGGAUCUUGGCCAUUGGAGAGAUGGACGGUACAAGUCGUGAAUGGGUUGGGAGGCGGACAGACACUACUGGCGCAUUGUAAGUCAAAAAACGAUGAUUUGGGAGACCAUAACCUAGCCACUGGUGCUCUAUUUAGCUUUACUUUCAAAGACAACGUGUGGCAAACCACAGAAUUCUGGUGCACCUUGACCAAGCCAAACAAUGCGCAUGCUUCUUUCGAUGUGUAUUGGUAUGAUACUAGCAAAGAUCAAUGGCUUUAUACCAGAUGUGGCGACCACACUUGCGUUUGGAUUGGCAAAGAUGAUGGGGUUUACAUUAAAAAUGCCUCUACCAAUCAGGAUGAGCUUGUUCAUCCCUGGGAAUGAAUAUCCAUUCCAAUCAAUAAGGUCUUUU